AUGGCCGAUACCCUUGACUCCAUUGUCAAAGGCGCCCCCCUCUCCUCUGCGGCCGGCCUCACCUCCCGCAAUGACCUCUCCAAAACAAGCGGUGUUACUGCCGAACCGGGCCCAGGAGGCGCAGAUGAGAAGUCAUCGUCGCCAACGGGAGAUCCCCUCUCCCACACGCCGUCCUCCCCAUCCAUGAUCUACCUCAACCUUUUGAUACUAGAAGCCUCCCUGCGCGUGCAGUAUCUCGAGCUCCGCGCCCGGCGCCGGCAUCACACUUUCUUUCUCUCGCUGCUCACGAUAUGGACGGCUGGGUUUGGGUACGCACUCUUUCUGGCACCAAGAGAAGACGGCUCGGGCGUGGGCGGGUCGGUAUACUGGAUGGUGGAAACAACAGAAAGGAUGUGCUUCCUAGGUGGCGUCAUGACCGGACUGCUCGUCUGGCUGACUGGGAUCUGGGAAAGGGGCGUGAGGUGGCCGAGAAGGUGGUUUACGGUCAGCAACAGGGGGCUGAGGGGGUUCAACUGUAAGUUGGUGGUUAUGAAAAGGCCGUGGUGGAAGGAGGCGCUGAGCACAAUUGGCUGGUUUUUGACGUAUGGUGUGUUUUCGAACAAUGGGAGUUCUUACCGGUUUGUGGACCCGACCGUGUUGAGGGAAGUGGAUAGGGAGUUGAAUUUGAGCAAGGACUCGCAUCCAAGUGUACAUGUCACAAAUUGGGAUGAGGAAAAGGGGGGGCAUGAAGAGGACCUGGCGCCGGGUGGGGAUUAUGUCAAGCUUCUGCUGCUGGCGAAGCCGUUCUCGCCCAGCUUCCGGGAGAACUGGGAGUUGUACAGGGCGGAGUACUGGGAAAGGGAGAACGAAAGGCGUGCUUUGUUGAGGGUGAAGCUUAAGGAGAGGGACCUCAGGCUGCGAAGGGAACACGGGGGUUGGCUUUGGUGGCUUCCCUGGCGCAAGGUGGUGGACAAACCGUCGCAGCACCAUCCCGAGAAGGUAGCCCAUCAUCCACACCACCCUCGCCAUGCGGCAGUAUUGGGUGAACACAAGCGGACGAGGAGCGGGAGUGGCACCAUGAGAAGAGGAAGCAUGAACCUGGGAACACCAGGAUCGCGAAGCACGACACCGACGCUCGAGGUUGACGACCAAUAUCUCGGUGUCGCACGAAAGGCAAGCACAUCUUCUACGGCGUCUGAAAAGAAGCGAAAGAAGCUAGGCUCGGCCAGCAAAACACGACCUCGUGUGGAAUCGAGGUCGGUGACGCCCGAAAUAACGUCACCCUUGGCCAAAGAGUCGACGCCGACGAAAAGAGUAUAG
Molecule: messenger RNA, 1299 nt
Organism: Podospora pseudocomata
Lineage: Eukaryota; Fungi; Ascomycota; Sordariomycetes; Sordariales; Podosporaceae
Gene: SPO7
Product: Nem1-Spo7 phosphatase regulatory subunit
Exons: 1
Coding region: 1-1299 (432 amino acids)
Biological process (GO): nuclear envelope organization
Cellular component (GO): Nem1-Spo7 phosphatase complex; membrane
Molecular function (GO): protein phosphatase regulator activity; phosphoprotein phosphatase activity
Source: RefSeq, a predicted model, not a curated record